AUGGAGGUUUUUGGGAAAGGACAGGUUCCUCAUGUAAUGUCUUUGGUUUGGACAACUGUAGCCUGUUGCUGGCUUGAUUUUCCAGUGUCUUCUCUCUACUCAAAUGUUAUACGUUCUGUUUCUUUAGCUGUUACUCCUAUUGCUGCUGCUAUAGUCUUUCAUGAUCUGAUGAAUGGAUUGAAGAUAAUUUCUAUGCUUUUGGCUCGAUGGGUUUUGCCUCUUAUAUCUAUGAGAAUUAUCUUGAUGAUUCAGAAGGCAAUAAAUGCACAAACUGUAGCCAACCUCAGAAUAAUUUCUGCUUGUUGA
Molecule: messenger RNA, 306 nt
Organism: Sphenostylis stenocarpa
Lineage: Eukaryota; Viridiplantae; Streptophyta; Magnoliopsida; Fabales; Fabaceae
Source: the annotation of a GenBank genome assembly